Molecule: messenger RNA, 2552 nt
Organism: Papilio machaon (common yellow swallowtail)
Lineage: Eukaryota; Metazoa; Arthropoda; Insecta; Lepidoptera; Papilionidae
Gene: Atet
Product: ATP-binding cassette sub-family G member 4
Exons: 8
Coding region: 197-2458 (753 amino acids)
Cellular component (GO): plasma membrane
Molecular function (GO): ABC-type transporter activity; ATP hydrolysis activity; ATP binding
Source: RefSeq, a predicted model, not a curated record
UUCAACGGUGGGGUGUCGUUGCUUUGCCGCAGUACGAAAAACAAUAAAAUCAACCUAACAGGGCUUCCAGUGUACUAAUUUUAAUAAUUACUAAUACGAAAGUUUUGUAUAGUGUUUGUUGUGAUUCAGUUUCUUCGUACCUGUGUGGAUUUAUACUUGCGAUCAGGGUCUGGUGUCGCAAGAUGGUCAGUGCGCGAUGACGCCGGGCAUAAAAAUGGAGUCAAAGAGCACGCAGAUCCACCUGCCGUUGAUUGGGCGCGGCAGUCGCGGCGACCUCAACGACAAGGUCACUUUCUCGCAACUCAAGUCGCCGGAACAGCUCAAUAAUGGACAACUCACCGGGGGCUCACAAAUGAACAUAUGCAACGGUGGCGCUGGCACCGCCGCGAUGACGGGGCUUGUUCCCAAGGUGCACAACGACUGCGGCGACCAGAAAAAGCCCAUGGCUUCACUCACACACCUGCCCAAGCGGCCGCCGGUCGACAUCGAGUUCUCGGAGUUAUCUUACUCGGUCAGCGAAGGCAGGAAGCGCGGCUACAAGGCGUUGCUGAAAGGCAUCAAUGGCACAUUCCGCUCCGGAGAGCUCACUGCCAUCAUGGGACCUUCUGGCGCCGGAAAGAGCACCCUCAUGAAUAUAUUAGCAGGAUACAAAUCGUCGUAUGUAACGGGGUCCAUUCUCAUAAACGGCAAAGAGAGAAAUCUGCGGCGGUUUCGGAAGCUCUCCUGCUAUAUAAUGCAGGACGACUGCCUCCUGCCUCACCUCACCGUCCGGGAAGCGAUGUACGUGUCGGCCAACCUGAAGCUAGGCAAAGACAUGACCGCCGCCGCCAAGAAGAUAGUCAUCGACGAGAUCCUAGAGAUGCUGAGUCUCGUCGAAGCGGCGGAUACGCGCACGAUAAACUUGUCGGGCGGACAGAAGAAGCGGCUGUCGAUAGCUCUAGAGUUGGUCAACAAUCCACCGGUGAUGUUCUUCGACGAACCGACGUCAGGGUUGGAUAGCUCAUCUUGCUUCCAGUGCAUAUCUCUGCUCAAGUCGCUGGCCCGCGGCGGCCGCACCAUCAUCUGCACCAUCCACCAGCCCUCCGCCAGGCUGUUCGAGAUGUUCGACUUCCUUUACACGCUGGCGGAGGGCCAGUGCAUCUACCAGGGCAGGGUCAGCGGCCUCGUGCCUUUCUUAUCGUCCAUGAGCCUGCACUGUCCCAGCUACCACAAUCCUGCGGAUUACGUAAUGGAGGUGGCGACGGGCGAGCACGGCGACUGGGUGCACAAGCUGGUGAUGGCGGUGAACAAGGGUGGCUGCGGGCGGGGGAACAACUCCUCCUCCUCCUCCUCCGCGAGCUCCGCCCCUGCCGCGGCCGGCCCCGCCCCCGCCCUCGCCCCCGCCCUCGCCUCCGCCCCCACUCACAACUGCAACUUCAACAAUCAUAAGACCAACGUCAACAACAAGGAUGCCUUACAAAUUGUCGUAGACAAACCCACCUGCACUGUGAUAGACAUGUCGGAGGCUCCUCUGAACACGGAGAAGCCUGCAGCCGGCAACCUGGCGCCCGUCACCUGCACCACCUCACUGCUCGACUCCAGCGAGAGCUUCACCAAGAAGCCGGUGAAGGCGGGCUUCCCCACCUCCGGCUGGAAGCAGUUCUGGAUCCUGUUGAAGAGGACCUUCCGCAGCAUCCUGCGCGACCAGAUGUUGACACACCUGCGCCUCUGCAGUCACACCGUCGUCGGCCUUCUCAUCGGCUUCCUCUACUACGAUAUAGGACAUGAUGCCGCUAAAGUGAUGAGCAACGCCGGGUGUAUAUUCUUCACCGUCAUGUUCACAAUGUUCACAGCUAUGAUGCCUACUAUACUUACAUUCCCAACAGAGAUGAGCGUGUUUGUGCGAGAACAUUUAAAUUAUUGGUAUUCCUUGAAGGCGUUCUACUUUGCCAAGACAAUGGCGGACUUGCCUUUCCAGAUAGUGUUCAGCGGCGUGUAUGUGAUAAUAGUAUACUUCAUGACUGGUCAGCCGAUGCAGACGGACCGGGUGCUGAUGUUCACCGCCAUCAACAUCCUCACGGCGCUGGUGGCGCAGUCCCUGGGUCUGCUCAUCGGCGCCGCCAUGAAGAUAGAGACCGGCGUCUACCUCGGCCCCGUCACCACCAUACCUGUCGUCCUCUUCUCCGGCUUCUUCGUCAACUUCAACGCCAUCCCCAGCUACCUGCAAUGGCUGACGUAUCUCAGUUACGUUCGCUACGGGUUCGAAGGCGCCAUGCUGUCAGUGUACGGGUUCGGACGGGAGAAGCUGCACUGCUCGGAGGCGUACUGCCACUUCCGUAACCCGGACAUGUUCCUCAACGAGAUGACGAUGGACAAGGCCAACUUCUGGGUGGACGUGGCCGCUCUCAGCGCAUUCUUUGUUUUCAUUAGAGUAAUCUCCUAUUUAGUUUUAAGGUUCAAGUUGAAGAUGAUGCAGUAGGUUAUUUAGCACAAAUCAGCUUAUUUAUAUAUUGGUGAUAUUUUUCCAUUUACUUUAACUUCACGAUGACGAAUCAUGCUCAUGUCGUAUGAUA